AAUUGUAUUUACUAUUGUUCUUUUAAUUUUCCUAUAUGGUUGUCCCUGUUUUGUGUUAUCUGAAGCUGAAGAUUAAUGUCGUCGCACUCAAUCACGGAAACUAUUCGGUCUUUGCUUUCAUGAAUUGUCACUAUUGGUUCAUAUUCAAAAUCUUGAUUAAGCGCUGAAGGAUAUCUACUUAAGGUGUCCACAUGGGACAUAUAUUUUCCAUGUACGAAAUAUCGUAAGUAUCGAUAUGAAUUAUCAUCCGAUAGUUCUAGUUCUGCGAACUAAAACUAUGAGAGAACGACUGAUCGGAACUGGGGUUCAAUGGGCACUUUUGGCGGUAUCGACAAGACGAGGAGGUUGAAAAGAAUUAAGUAAAAAUAAAAUCAUAAAAGCCCGAAACAUCCAUGGACCUUUUGCGCCAAUAACUUCAGAAGUGGGAUCGUAGCCCUUUAAAGUAUCUGCCUACAUAAGUAUUUGUCUACUGGCAUCCCCGACAUUUUAUAAAUGGCCGAGGAGACCAUGGCAAACAUUGACAAAGAAAAAAUUGUAGAGUGGUUGCUGGAGAAGGAGGUCAUUUUUCCAGCCAGCGCAACACUAAGGCAACUUCGUAAGCUUGCCAUAAGUGGUGGAAUGGACGAAGUUUCUGAAAGUCCGGUGAAUAAAUCGGAUAUUGAAUCGGAUGGAAAAGUGUCUGAAAAUGAGCAGAUCGACGAUAUGAAAGAAGAAGAAUUACUUGACGCCGCAAUAAGGGUGGCUGAGAAAAAGAAGAAACUGGCUGCCUUAAUGGUAAUGGACAACUAUAUGACCGAUGACAUCCGAAUGGUCAAGCAACUUAUUGCCCCUUUUUCUGUCAGUGAAAAUGAUGAAGCCUCUGAAUGGGUCUUGAAUUUUGAACGGAUUUGCGGAGGCGUGAACGAAAGCAGCAAUUUUAAGCUUCGUUGUGUGCGCAUGUUGAUGAAGGCGGGAACAGAGGCGGACUUGUUCAUGCGUGUCGACAAAUCAAAGACUUACGACGAGUUUAAGGGAAACUUCCUUAAAACUUUUGGCCGCAGCAAUUCAACUGCCGACGUGGUACUUCUGUUGAAGGAAACCUUUUUCAACCCGGAGAAAAACUCCGUAAUGGGAUAUAUUCUUCGCAUGGAAGAAAUUGCUAUGCGUGCCGACAUCGAAGAGAAAUUGACAGUGCAGUUCAUCAUUGAUGGUUUUCGUGAUCGAUCUUCCAGUAUCGCCUUAUUGUAUUCAGCGUCGACCAUCGGAAAACUUAAGAAGCUAGCUCGACAAUACGAGGCUUUGAGGAAGAGUACCCAGACGAAUUUUAAGCGUACUGAGACGACCGCUUCCGGAAAUGACCGGAGCCAGGUGCGCUGCUAUAAUUGUUGAGCACAUGGCCAUUAUGCUUCAUCGUGUCCCGCACCUAAUCGGGAGAAGGGAUCGUGUUUCCAGUGUGGAUCCAUGCAGCACCAGGUGAAGGAUUGCCAACAGAAGCCUAUGCCAACCCAGCGAUCCGUGGGUACAGCCAGCAACCCGCCAAUGGACGACAGAGAGGAGAACAAUAUGUUUGUUCCUAUUGUUAAUCAGCGCUAUUAAUUUGAUGCAGCGCUCGGCGAUACCUUAUGAAAAUUUUGAUGGUGUACUAAGACCGACAGAGUAUUUUGGAGUUAACGGUUCGAGAAUAAGCAUUUUUGGAAAAAUAUUUGUCAAUUUAGUUUUUCAUAACAUUGAAAAAGAACUUAUAUUUUUCGUUGUACCAAACAACUAUAUUUCGUGUAAUGUCCUUCUGGGGCGCAGUUUCCUUGAAAAUUAUGGAAUAAAAUUAAUUUUUGAAAAUGAAAUUGAAAAUGUAAAGCGAGUUACGCAAAGCAAUAUGGUCUCAAUUGAAAAUAGAGUAUUAGUGAACAGUGACUUAGAUGAAAAUAGAGUAUUAGUGAACAGUGACUUAGAUAAAAAUAGAGUAUUAGUGAACAUUGAGAGUGAGCAAAUUGAAAAUGUAGUAUUGACAAAUAGAGAUAGUGAGAUGAUGUUAUCAGAUAUCAAUAAUAAUGGAUUAUUAAAGGAUGAAAAUUAUGAGAAUAAGAUUAGUGACCAAUUGAAUUGUAAUAACAUUGACCUUUUAUUGAAAGAUAACGAGCAAAAGCAUAUGGCAAGUGAAUCAUUAGAAAGAACCGACAUAGAUAUACCGUAUAUAUAUAGUAUUGAAAUAACAAAAGAAGAGGACA
This is a messenger RNA of Drosophila miranda, 2204 nucleotides long. RefSeq lists its product as uncharacterized. The transcript is spliced from 2 exons. The coding region runs from base 493 to 1368 and encodes 291 amino acids. NCBI's taxonomy places the organism in Eukaryota, Metazoa, Arthropoda, Insecta, Diptera, Drosophilidae. The record is from RefSeq and is a predicted model, not a curated record.